This is a messenger RNA of Nelumbo nucifera (sacred lotus), 1163 nucleotides long. RefSeq names its product DUF241 domain protein, putative (DUF241). Gene Ontology annotation, biological process: shoot system development; root development. NCBI's taxonomy places the organism in Eukaryota, Viridiplantae, Streptophyta, Magnoliopsida, Proteales, Nelumbonaceae. The record is from RefSeq and is a predicted model, not a curated record.
UCCGCUGUUAUUGACUUAACCGUACCAGUUUCGUAUUCAGGAGAGUUCGUCGUCCUUUCCUCAACAUCCAACAUCCGACAUCCUAUUCAGAAUUCUUCUCUUUAAAACAGAGGAGCGGGAAGUUGGUGAUAGAUCUCAGGAAACCAUUCAUUAACCAGGAGCCCACUACAGACUUCAUCUUCAUUCUUAGCUAUCAUUGUUGUUCCUGCCGAUUUAAUUUCGAUAACAAUAAUCUUGAUUAGAGAUGUUGCGGCACAACUUCGAAGCGCUUAGAAGCCUGCAUGACUCUGCUAAUGAUUUGCUUCAAUCGCCCGUUACCCAACAAGCACUAGUCCACCAUCGAGACGAGAAAUGGAUUCACGAGGUCACUGAAGGAUCUCUAAGAAUGUUGGACGUGUGUAGCAUCACAAGGGAUGUCUUGUUGCUGGUGAAGGAACACCUGCAAGAUCUUCAUUCUACUCUGCGGAGAAGGAGCGCCAGAGAACCAGAUUUGGAUGAUAAAAUCGGGGCUUACAACUUCUGCAGAAAGAAGAUGAAGAAGGAGAUGAUCAAGUGUCUACAAGCAUUGAAGAAGAUGAACAAAUGUGGGUCAUUGCCACUCUCGGAAAUGGACCAGAAUCUCGUGGCGGUUGUCGGCAUAUUAAGACAAGUACGAGUGACCACCAUCUCUAUCGUGGAGUCCAUCUUAUCCUUCAUGUCCAGAUCAAAUAGAAAUUCCUUCAUUCCGAGGUGUCUUCGGGCGAGACGAGUAGGCAGUGCAGUAGUGGAAGAGAAUGAGGUGGAGAGGGUGAAUACAGCUCUGUGUGCCCUUCAUGGGAACACUUGGCGUGAUGAAAAGACGGACGCUAUUGGGGUUCAGACUGCAAAUAAACGAUUGGAGGCAUUGGAGCUUGCUAUUGAAGACCUAGAAUUUGAAUUAGAGUGCAUGUUCAGACGAUUAAUACGAACCAGAGUCUCACUUCUCAACAUACUCAGUAACUAAGGACUGGGAUUUGGUCUACAUAUCCAUUAGACCUCCCACAGGCAGUCACCCGGCCCAUUAUUAAUAUUUAAUUAAACUUUUAACAUAGAAACAGAUGUAACGAGUCACUGAUUAAUUCUUGAUUAAUAUCGACAGUUUCAACCGUUAACAAUCCUGUAAUUCUUUUUAUUUUUAUUGCGCG